AUGGUCUCGACGCGCAGCCACCCCACCGCCUUCCCACCGCCCGAGCUGACCUCGCCGACCAAAUCGCCCUCGAAGCGUGGAGGCUCGCGCGCCACGUCGACGGCCUCGCCCGCACCCGGCGCGCCCAUCGCCAACGCCGCCGCACCACCCACUUCCGCCCCGACCUCCGCUCCCACCUCCGCACUCGCCAUCUCCAACAACAACAAAAAUGCCAUCGCGAAGAAACAGUCCCCCUCGACCACAUUUCUGUGGACGCACACGCCCUCGCGCCUCACGCUCGCCUGGCUAGCCCUCUCGCUGCCGCUGGUGGCGUGGGACACGGGCUACAUGCUGCUGCGGCCGCACACGAUGCCGGGCGGCUCGCUGCACUGGCCCGUGUGGCAGCCGUACGCGCUGUACGGCACCGUCGACUACGUCUACGGCUUCCCCGCGUGGGAGCGCGGCGACGGCUUCGGCGCCGCGCAGGCGACCCUCAACCUCGUCGAGACGCUCAUGUACCUCGUGUACCUGGGCAUCGUGUACAAGGCUGGGACGAGCGAGCAAGCGGUGCAGGGACGCGGCGCGCCGAGCAAGGAGGUGGUGGGGGAGAAGGUUGCUGGCGCGAGGGUUGUCGCGGGUAGGGCGGCGGCGCAAGCGGUGCUGGUGGCGUUUGCGGCGAGCGUGAUGACGUUGAGUAAGACGGUGUUGUAUUGGUUGAUUGAGUGCUGGAAUGGGUUUGAGAAUAUCGGGCAUAAUGAUGCGGCCAGUUUGUUCUUUUUGUGGAUCGUGCCGAACGGCGCGUGGCUCAUCUUCCCGACAUACAUGAUUUACGUCUUUGGAAGCGAAAUCGUGCAGGGCUUGGAGGCGGCUGGGGCGGUGGUGUUGACUAAGAAGUCGCAGUAG
This is a messenger RNA of Lasiodiplodia theobromae, 882 nucleotides long. Its product is annotated as C6 transcription factor. NCBI's taxonomy places the organism in Eukaryota, Fungi, Ascomycota, Dothideomycetes, Botryosphaeriales, Botryosphaeriaceae. The transcript is spliced from 2 exons. The record is from RefSeq and is a predicted model, not a curated record. The coding region runs from base 1 to 882 and encodes 293 amino acids.